CUCUUUACUCAGCAAACCCAAGCAACCACCACAACAACCAAGAUGUCCACCUCCCCGAGAACCGUGCACGCCUACGCGUCCUUCGGCAAGGGCGAGGAGAUCAAGCCCUGGGAGUACCAGUCCCGUCCGCUCGGCGCCGAGGACGUCGAGAUCAAGAUUUCGCACUGUGGCAUUUGCGGCUCCGACCUGCACACGCUUGACAGCGGUUGGGGGCAGACCGCGUACCCGUGCGUGGUUGGUCACGAGAUUGUCGGUGAAGUGACGCAGGCUGGUCCCGACGUCAAGGGCCUGCAGGUCGGCGACCGCGUGGGCGUCGGUGCGCUGGUGUCAGCAUGCUUGAACAAGGACCCCAAGGCCCCGUGCUCCGUGUGCGCCAACGGCGACGACGCGUACUGCCCACACCGCGUGUGGACGUACAACGACAAGUACAAAAGCGACGGCGCUAUCACGUACGGCGGAUACGCCGACUACGUGCGCGUGCCGCACGAGUUCGCGAUCAAGAUCCCGGACAACAUUCCGUCGGAUGUGGCUGCUCCUUUGAUGUGCGCCGGCACGACGGUGUUCACGCCGUUCAAGGAGGCUGGCAUCAAGAAGGGUGACCGCGUCGGUAUCGUGGGCAUUGGUGGCCUGGGCCACAUUGCCAUCCAGUUUGCCAAGGCGAUGGGCGCCGCCUCCGUGACGGCCUUCUCUCGCUCCAACAACAAGGAGCAGGAGGUGCGCGGCCUGGGCGCCGACGAGUUCGUGGUGUACACGGACGAGAAGCAGGCCAAGGCUGCUGUCGGCUCGGUGGACAUCCUGCUGAUCACGGCUGACGCCAACAACAUGCCGUACAGCACGUUCCUGAGCUUCCUAUCCGUGCGCGGCACGUGUAUCAUGGUGGGUCUGCCGAACGACGACAUCAAGUUCAACGCGUUCCAAGUCGUGGGCAAGGGCGCCAAGUUUGUGGGCAGCAACGUGGGCAGCAUCCAGGACAUGAAGGACACGCUCGAGGUGGCGUCCAAGCACAACGUGCGUCCAGUGAUCCAGAAGCUGCCGAUGGCCAAGGUGAACGAGGGCAUCGACAUGGUGCGCAAGGGCACGGUGCGUUACCGCGUGGUGCUCGAGAACUAGGUAGGUGUAGAGUUUUCCUGCGCACGACAACUGUAAGCUUAGAGGAGGGCGCAUCCGUCCACGUGAUGGAAUCGCUCUCUGCAAUAAAUACAAGUAGCCAUUUUGCUUUAUGAA
Molecule: messenger RNA, 1224 nt
Organism: Phytophthora nicotianae INRA-310
Lineage: Eukaryota; Oomycota; Peronosporomycetes; Peronosporales; Peronosporaceae
Exons: 1
Coding region: 43-1110 (355 amino acids)
Molecular function (GO): oxidoreductase activity, acting on the CH-OH group of donors, NAD or NADP as acceptor; zinc ion binding
Source: RefSeq, a predicted model, not a curated record